Messenger RNA from Torulaspora delbrueckii, 2475 nucleotides. RefSeq names its product AP-1 complex subunit gamma (gene APL4). Gene Ontology annotation, cellular component: Golgi apparatus; membrane coat; AP-1 adaptor complex. The record is from RefSeq and is a predicted model, not a curated record. Bases 1 to 2475 code for a protein of 824 amino acids. Gene Ontology annotation, molecular function: clathrin-cargo adaptor activity. Gene Ontology annotation, biological process: Golgi to vacuole transport; intracellular protein transport; receptor-mediated endocytosis. NCBI's taxonomy places the organism in Eukaryota, Fungi, Ascomycota, Saccharomycetes, Saccharomycetales, Saccharomycetaceae. The transcript has a single exon.
AUGGCUGGUUCUUCGUUGAGAAGUUUCAUCAAAGAUGUACGUAGUGCCAAAACUGUGGCCGAAGAAAGAGCGAUUAUCACCAAGGCUUCUGCAAAGAUCAGAACCAAGUUAAGAGACGACCAUUUGCCGCAAGAGAAACGCAGAAAUAACAUUCAGAAGCUGUUGUACCUCUAUGUUUUAGGUGAGAAAACACAUUUUGGCCAAGUUGAGUGUAUCAAUCUCAUCGCGUCUGAUGAUUUCGCUGACAAGCGUUUGGGUUAUUUAGCAGCCACUUUGCUGCUGGAUGGGACGCAGGACUUACUGACACUGUUGACCAAUCUACUAAAUAAUGACUUGAGCCAUCCCAAUAGAUACGUCGUGUCCCUGGCAUUGACUACCUUGGGAUUCCUAAGCUCUUCGGAGCUCGCACGUGACCUAUACCCGGACGUUGAGAAUAUACUGAACAGGUCCAAAGACCCAUUCCUGGUCAAGAAGGCUUUGCAGUGUGUUGCCAAACUCAUCUUGAAGGAUGCUACCUUGUUGGAAGUUUUCCAACCCCUGUACUUGGUCUCACUUUUACAAAAUCGUUCUAUUUGCACUCAUGGCGUUCUGUUGAGUAUUACCAAGGUAUUGCAAUCAAUACUGUCUAGUUACCCACAGUAUCAAAACAGCAUCAAACAGGAAGACUCGACGGCCGAUGUCAGCGGGAUUGUCACCGAGUUGGUUCCUAUGAUGCCCGAAUUACUCACCAUUUUGCAAAACUUGAAUACUAAAAAUUUCGAGCCAGAGUUCGAUAUCCAGGGUACUAGUGAUCCCUUCUUACAAUGCGAACUGCUCUGCACGUUGAGAAUGUUCUUUCAGGUGUGUACCAGCAUUUCGGUUUCCAGGAUAGAUCAAUACGUCAAUAAGUUUGGAGACCUCCUUACACAGAUUGCCACCAACACUGAUGGCAGCAAAAACUGUGGUCAGGCUAUAUUGUAUGAGACUGUGAGAACUAUAUUUUCCCUGAACAUGGAACAACCUUUGAGGGUGCUUGGGAUAAACAUUUUGGGUAAGUUUCUCUCUGGUAAGGACAAUAACAGCAAAUACGUUGGUUUAAACACUUUACUUCAUGUGGUCCCACAAGAGCCAGCGGCUGUACAAAGACAUAGAAAAUUUAUUUCACGUUGUUUGCGUGAUCCUGAUACCUCUAUCAGGAAAAGAGCUUUGGAGUUGAGUUUUGCUAUCCUAGAUGAAGCAAAUAUUAAAGAGCUGGUUGAAGAAUUGAUUGAGUUCCUGAAAAAAGCCUCUGAAGACGAUAAGAGUUUAAUCGUUUAUACGGUCGAAAAUCUCGUGACAGCAUUCAACGUUAACCAGAGCGUCGAUCAGAAUUGGAAGUUGGAGACUCUUGUCACAGUUCUCAAGUUGGUGGGUCCUUUCAUCACUGCUGAGCCUGUUAGCGAUAUUCUCAUUUCCAUCAACAAUGCUACAGAUUCGCGGCAUAGGAAUGAAGUGGUGCGGGACAUGCUCAAGAUUUCGCUAGAUAAGUCGAGGCAGGACGAAGUAACGGAAGACAACGUGGGAUGGAGGAUAGCUACAAUAUGGUGUAUCGGAGAAUACGGUGGGGCAGUACUACAAGGUGGUCAGGAUAAAGUAGUUUCGGAGAGCUCUUUAUCAGAAUAUCUAGUUCAGCAACAGAAAUUGUGCGAUAAGAGUGAAAAUAAAAUUCUGCACUACAUAUUAACGGCAACUUUGAAACUUUCAACUCAUAUAAACGAUCCCGGCUGCAUAGAGGCUCUGAGGCAAAUUGUUGUCUCUCACACAAAGGAUGCUGAUUUGAUGAUUCAAACAAAGAGCGUUCAGUAUGAAGUAAUCUUCAGACAACCUUCAUCUGUAAAGAAAGUCAUUUGUGAAGCGAUGCCCAAAUUUGAGAAGAAGGUGGAACCUGAAGUUCCAAAAAAUCUCGUAACUCUAAGCCGCACAAAAUCCGCGCAACAAGAGCCUCCUGAUGUGCUCGAUCUCUUAGGUGAUGAUGCGGGAACGAGUUCUGGGCCGGCAAAAAGCGCUGACUCCCAACCACAAUCCUCACCUGCCGAUCUUCUAGCUGACAUCUUUGGGACUGAUGGCAAUGGCAUUAUUGACGCCACUUCAAACAAAAUCAAUGCCCCACAGACUUUACAGAUACCACCCGAAAGUGUCAAGGUUCAUGAAAGUGCAUCAGUGGAUUGCUUCGUGAGAUUGGUAUCAUGCAGCAUGGGCAUAGCACAACUGGAACUAUAUCUGAAGUCUAAGGAGAGCAUUCAAAACUUCCAAACAUUCUGUGCCGUUCCAAAAACCCAAAAGUUGACGCUUAGUCAAAUUCAUCCCAGCAAUUCGCUAGAGGCAGGCCAAGUGGCAAGGCAAAAUCUCAAGAUUACUGGCUCUGGCAAACUAAAAUUGAGAAUCAAGCUAGACUUUAUGAGACACGGAACAAACGAUAACCAGCAAUUCGAUCACAAAUUUGAUCAAACUUUAUAA